AUGACGACCGAUAUCUCGGUGUCCCGGUGGGACCCCUCCAUCGGCCACGGCCAGGAGAUCAUUGAUGAGUUCGAGUACGACGGCGGCAACUCCUCCUCAAGGCUUUUCGAACGAUCGCGCAUCAAAGCGCUUGCUGACGAACGAGAGAGUGUUCAAAAGAAGACCUUUCAGAAAUGGGUGAAUUCGCAUUUAGUGCGUGUGGGGUGCCGUAUCGGCGACCUAUACGUCGACAUGAGGGACGGCAAGAUGCUGAUCAAACUAUUGGAGGUGCUAUCAGGCGAAAGAUUGCCUCGACCAACGAAAGGCAAGAUGCGUAUCCACUGCUUGGAGAAUGUGGAUAAAGCCCUCCAGUUUCUGAGGGAGCAGCGCGUGCAUUUAGAGAACAUGGGCUCGCACGAUAUCGUCGACGGUAAUCCGAGGCUGAAUCUCGGUCUCAUCUGGACCAUCAUCUUACGAUUCCAGAUUCAAGAUAUCACUAUCGAAGAGACAGACAAUAAAGAGACGAAAUCCGCCAAGGAUGCUCUGCUAUUAUGGUGUCAAAUGAAGACGGCCGGCUAUAACAACGUGAACGUUCGCAACUUCACGACGUCGUGGCGCGACGGGUUGGCCUUUAACGCAAUCAUACAUAAGCACAGACCAGACUUGAUACAGUUCGACAGGUUGCACAGAAGCAAUCCUAUACACAAUCUGAACAACGCGUUCAAUGUUGCCGAGGAGAAACUUGGUCUCACCAAGUUGCUCGAUGCUGAAGAUAUCGCGGUGGAUCAUCCCGAUGAAAAGUCAAUUAUCACAUACGUGGUGACGUAUUACCACUACUUUAGCAAGAUGAAGCAGGAGACCGUUCAGGGCAAGAGGAUCGGUAAGGUGGUUGGCAUCGCCAUGGAGAACGACAAGAUGAUGCAGGAGUACGAGUCGCUCACCAGUGAUCUUCUGCAAUGGAUCGAGCGUACGAUCGAAGCACUCGGUGAUAGGACGUUCGCUAAUUCUCUAGAGGGUGUGCGGCAACAAUUGAUUCAAUUUGCUAACUACAGGACAGUAGAAAAACCACCCAAGUUCGUGGAGAAAGGCAACUUGGAAGUAUUGCUGUUCACGCUACAGUCUCGCAUGCGCGCCGCCAAUCAGAAACCUUACACGCCUAAAGAGGGCCGUAUGAUCCACGACAUCAACCGCGCCUGGGAACGGCUCGAGAAAGCCGAACACGAGCGGGAACUAGCGUUACGCGAGGAACUCAUCCGUCAGGAGAAAUUGGAACAGCUAGCCGCCAGAUUCAAUCGAAAAGCUCAGAUGCGCGAGACUUGGCUGUCUGAAAACCAACGGCUGGUCAGCCAGGAUAACUUCGGUUUCGACCUCGCCGCUGUGGAGGCGGCCGCUAAAAAACACGAAGCCAUCGAGACUGAUAUCUUCGCGUACGAGGAACGAGUGCAAGCCGUCGUCGGUGUAUGCUCAGAAUUACAGGCAGAAAGAUACCAUGAUAUGGAGCGUGUGUGUGCUAGACGCGACAAUGUAUUGCGUCUGUGGGCGUACUUACUGGAGCUAUUGAGAGCUCGUCGAGCGAGACUCGAACUGUCACUUCAACUGCAACAAAACUUCCAGGAGAUGCUAUACAUCCUCGAUUCAAUGGAGGAGAUCAAGUUGCGUUUGUUGACGGACGAUUACGGCAAACAUCUAAUGGGCGUAGAGGACUUGCUACAGAAACACGCCCUCGUAGAGGCGGACAUCAACGUGCUCGGAGAACGCGUCAAGGUUGUAGUCGGGCAGUCUCAACGGUUCCUAGAACAAGAGGAGGGCGGAUAUCGGCCCUGCGAUCCCGCUAUUACAGUGGAACGUAUUCAACAGCUGGAGAAUGCGUACGCUGAACUCGUACAUCUGGCCGUCGAACGCAGGAAGCGUCUGGAAGACAGCCGCAAGUUGUGGCAGUUCUAUUGGGACAUGGCUGACGAAGAGAACUGGAUCAAGGAGAAGGAACAGAUCGUAUCUGUCGAUGACAUUGGACACGACCUUACUACAGUGUACCUGCUGAUAUCUAAGCACAAGGCUCUAGAAGCGGACGUUCUCGCCCACGAGCCACAACUGAUGACAGUUGCAGCUGUUGGUGACGAACUCAUCUCGCAAGGACACUUCGGUGCGGACAGGAUACAGGAUCGUCUCCGCGACAUCCUAUCUCAGUGGAAUCACUUGUUGGACGUGGUUUCACUCCGCAAGAAUCGUCUCGACGCCGCCGUACGGUACCAUCAACUGUUCGCAGACGCUGACGACAUCGAUAACUGGAUGCUGGAUACGCUUAGAUUGGUGUCAUCCGAGGAUACAGGUGUUGACGAAGCUCAAGUGCAAAGUCUACUCAAGAAACACAAGGACGUCACUGACGAGCUCAAGAAUUAUGCCAAUGUUAUUCAGCAGCUCAAACAACAGGCAAGCGAACUCAGUCCCGAGGACGCGAACAGUCCCGAGGUUCGCGAGCGUCUCGCCGCUAUCGACGCUCGUCACGGCGAACUCGCGGAACUCGCGCGUCUCCGUAAACAGCGGCUGUUGGACGCGUUGUCGCUGUUCAAGUUGCUCGCUGAAGCGGACGCUGCUGAUCAGUGGAUCGCCGAGAAGGACAGGAUGCUGGACACUAUGCUGCCGCCCAAGGAUAUUGACGAUGUCGAGAUCAUGAAGCACAGAUACGACGGUUUCGACAAGGAGAUGAACGCAAACGCGUCUCGCGUGGCGGUGGUGAACCAGUUGGCGCGUCAGCUGAUCCACGUGGAGCACCCGCAGGCGCCCGCCAUCCAGCAGCGGCAGCAGGAUCUCAACCAGGCCUGGAGUGCACUCAGGGAGAAGGCGGAGUCGAAGAAGGACGAACUAAAGUCCGCUCAGGGCGUGCAGACGUUCCAUAUAGAAUGCCGCGAGACCGUCUCCUGGAUCGAGGAUAAGAAGCGUAUUCUACAGCAGACUGACAACCUUGAGAUGGAUCUUAACGGUGUAAUGACUCUACAACGCCGCCUGUCUGGUAUGGAGCGAGACUUGGCCGCCAUACAGGCGCGUAUUACGUCUCUAGAGAGCGAAGCAAGCGCCAUAGAGGAUGAACAUCCAGACGAGGCUCAACUCAUACGAGACCGUAUUCACGCGAUCACUGACAACUGGGAACAGCUCACGCAAAUGCUCAAAGAGCGUGAUGCUAAAUUGGAGGAAGCCGGCGAUCUUCACCGUUUCCUGCGCUCUGUCGACCACUUCCAGGCUUGGCUCACCAAGACCCAGACCGACGUUGCUUCCGAAGACACGCCGUCAAGUUUGGCGGAAGCAGAGAAACUGUUGUCACAGCAUCAGACCAUCAAGGAGGAGAUCGACAACUACAAGGACGAGUACGCUAAGAUGAUGGAAUACGGAGAGAAGAUCACUGCAGAGCCGUCGACACAAGACGAUCCACAGUACAUGUUCCUGCGCGAGCGCUUGAAGGCUCUGCGCGAGGGAUGGGCGGAGCUGCAGCAGAUGUGGGAGAACCGGCAGCAGCUGCUCGCCCAGAGCCUGGAGCUGCAGCUGCUGCAGCGGGACGCGCGGCAGGCGGAGGUGCUGCUGGCGCACCAGGAGCUCAGAUUGGCAAAAACCGAGCCCCCGACAAAUCUGGAACAAGCGGAAAACCUCAUCAAAGAGCACGAAGCCUUCCUCACCACGAUGGAAGCAAACGACGACAAGAUCAACUCGGUUGUGCAAUUCGCCAACAGACUCGUCGAAGAAAGACAUUUCGACGCCGACAAAGUGCAAAGAAAGGCUGAUAGUAUUGAGCAAAGACGCAACGCAAACCGCGAACGAGCGCUCCAACAGAUGGAGCGGCUUCAGGAUCAACUUCAGCUUCAUCAGUUCCUCCAAGAUUGCGACGAGCUCGCCGAAUGGGUGCAAGAGAAGAAUGUUACCGCUCAAGAUGACACGUAUCGUUCAGCGAAAACUAUCCACUCCAAAUGGACACGCCAUCAGGCAUUCGAAGCCGAAAUCGCUGCCAAUAAGGAACGCCUAUUCGCCGUACAGAACGCGGCCGAAGAGCUGAUGAAACAAAAACCGGAGUUCGUAGAAGUGAUCUCACCUAAAAUGCAUGAGCUCCAGGAUCAGUUCGAGAAUCUUCAGACAACCACUAAAGAUAAGGGCGAGAGAUUAUUCGACGCCAAUCGUGAGGUGCUCCUCCACCAGACUUGCGAUGAUAUCGACUCGUGGAUGAACGAGUUGGAGAAGCAAAUCGAGAACACCGACACCGGCACUGAUCUGGCAUCUGUCAAUAUUCUAAUGCAGAAGCAACAGAUGAUCGAGACUCAGAUGGCCGUCAAAGCUAAGCAGGUGACCGAGCUGGAAACCCAGGCGGAAUACCUGCAAAAGACUGUGCCGGACAAGAUGGAGGAGAUCAAAGAAAAGAAGAAAUCUGUCGAACAAAGAUUCGAGCAACUGAAGGCGCCUCUAUUGGACCGGCAAAGACACUUGGCCAAGAAGAAGGAGGCAUUCCAAUUCAGACGGGACGUCGAGGAUGAGAAACUGUGGAUCCACGAGAAAAUGCCUUUGGCUACUAGCACCGAUUACGGCAACUCCCUGUUCAACGUGCAAAUGCUGCAGAAGAAAAAUCAGUCAUUGAAAACUGAGACUGAUAAUCAUGAACCUCGAAUACUGACUGUAAUAUCUAAUGGACAGAAGCUGAUCGACGAAGGCCACGAGGCCACCCCUGAGUUCAAACAGCUUAUAGAAGAACUUACCGCGAGAUGGCGAGAACUUAAAGAUGCCAUCGAACAACGCAAGAACAAACUGUCCCAAUGGGAGAAGGCCCAUCAGUACUUAUUCGAUGCGAAUGAAGCAGAGGCAUGGAUGAGCGAACAGGAACUGUACAUGAUGGUGGAAGACCGUGGUAAAGAUGAGAUAUCCGCGCAAAACCUGAUGAAGAAACACGAGAUAUUGGAGCAGGCAGUGGACGAUUACGCGCAGACGAUCAGGCAAUUGGGAGAGACCGUAAGGCAACUUACCAGUGAGGAACAUCCUUUGAGCGAACAAAUAUCAGUGAAGCAGUCUCAAGUGGACAAGUUGUACGCCGGUCUAAAAGACUUGGCCGGCGAGAGACGCGCCAAGUUGGAUGAAGCCCUGCGUCUGUUCCAACUGUCACGGGAAGUCGACGAUCUGGAGCAGUGGAUAACUGAACGGGAACUGGUGGCGAGCUCACAGGAACUCGGCCAGGAUUACGACCACGUCACCCUCCUCUGGGAAAGAUUCAAGGAAUUCGCCCGCGAGACACAAGCGGUCGGUUCUGAGCGCGUCGCUACAGCGGAACGUAUCGCGGACCAGAUGAUCGCCAACGGGCAUUCUGAUAACGCAACCAUCGCUCAGUGGAAGGAGGGACUCAAGGAGACCUGGCAGGAUCUGCUCGAACUCAUCGAGACUAGGACGCAGAUGUUGGCCGCAUCACGCGAGUUGCAUAAAUACUUCCACGACUGCAAGGACACUCUUCAGCGUGUUAACGAAAAAGCACGUGGCGUCAGCGACGAGCUCGGCCGCGACGCAAUCAGCGUUGGCGCUCUGCAACGGAAACAUCACAACUUUAUGCAAGAUUUGAGCACGCUUCAACAACAGGUGGAAGCUAUUACCGCGGAGUGUAGCCGCUUAGGGGCGUCGUACGCGGGCGACAAGGCGGCGGAGAUAACUCGUCGCGCGGGCGAAGUGGCGGACGCGUGGGCGGCCUUACAAGCCGCUUGUAAAGCGAGGCGCGCCAAACUGGAGGACGCUGACGACCUCUACCGGUUCCUGAACCAAGUGAGGACGCUCACGCUCUGGAUGGACGAUGUCGUGCGACAGAUGAACACAGGGGAGAAGCCUAGGGACGUAAGCGGCGUAGAAUUGCUCAUGAACAACCAUCAGUCGCUGAAGGCGGAGAUAGACACGCGCGAGGAUAACUUCACCGCUUGCAUCACACUCGGCAAGGAGUUACUGGCGAGGCAACACUACGCCACCGCUGACAUCAAGGAUAAGCUGCUGCUGCUCACCAACCAGAGGAACGCGCUGCUGAGGCGGUGGGAGGAGCGCUGGGAGAAUCUGCAGCUCAUCCUGGAGGUGUACCAGUUCGCUCGUGAUGCCGCUGUGGCGGAGGCGUGGCUGAUCGCACAGGAACCGUACCUGAUGUCACAGGAGUUGGGUCACACCAUCGACGAAGUGGAAAGCCUCAUCAAGAAACAUGAGGCCUUCGAAAAAUCUGCCGCCGCCCAGGAAGAUAGGUUCAGCGCUCUACAGAGACUUACUACGUUCGAAGUGAAAGAGAUGAAGCGUCGCCAAGAGGCUGCCGAAGCGGCGGAACGCGAACGGCUCGAGCGGGAGGCGGCCGAAGCUGCGGCCGCGGCACAGGAUGCGGUCGAUCGCGCCGCAGAACCGGAGCCGCAACCGCAGGAGGGUGCUAGCCCCGCCGGGGAGGAUGAAGGCGUUGAGGGUACGUUGGUGCGCAAACAUGAGUGGGAGUCUGCUGCCAAACGAGCCUCCAACAGAUCUUGGGACAAGGUGUACGUGGUAGCUAAGGAGGGUCGCAUGUCGUUCUACAAAGACCAGAAGUCGUAUAAGGCGACUCCGGACCAGCACUGGCGCGGGGAGCCGCCGCUGGACCUCAACGGUGCUGUGGUCGAGGUUGCCGCCAAUUAUACCAAGAAGAAGCACGUGUUCCGGCUUAGGUUGGGUAGCGGCGCGGAGUUCCUGCUGCAGGCGCACGACGACACGGAGAUGCAGUGGUGGCUGGAGGGGCUGCGCGCGCGCACCGCCGCGCCCGCCGCGCGCUCGCACACGCUGCCCGCGCCCGCCAACAGCGAGCCCAAGCGCAGAUCCUUCUUCACGCUCAAGAAGAACUAAGCACUAUUAGCUGGAACGUACUCACCGGCGGAUGAUAAUAUUUCUCACGACGCUUGCCGCUGUAAGCUUUGCUUAUGAAGAAAUCACUGGCGGCAUCCCCAUCGACUGUCGUACAUUAUUAAACGUUAUACAUUAUUAUUUUGUUGCGUACAAAUACGUUAUUUAAGACUGUAUGGUAAAUGAGUGUUCGAUUCGCCUGUAUUUAUUGGCCGGCCCCGAAACCGGCCAGCGUAUAGAUAUAUCGACCGAGUAUGUAUGAUCCCACCCCCCUAUCAGAAAGUGUAUAAUUGUUGUAAUAUGAAAAAAAUACGGUUAUUAUUAUUAUUAU
This is a messenger RNA of Diatraea saccharalis (sugarcane borer), 7162 nucleotides long. NCBI's taxonomy places the organism in Eukaryota, Metazoa, Arthropoda, Insecta, Lepidoptera, Crambidae. The record is from the annotation of a GenBank genome assembly.